Molecule: messenger RNA, 6891 nt
Organism: Lodderomyces oxycetoniae
Lineage: Eukaryota; Fungi; Ascomycota; Pichiomycetes; Serinales; Debaryomycetaceae
Gene: BLM3
Product: Blm3p
Exons: 1
Coding region: 1-6891 (2296 amino acids)
Biological process (GO): proteasomal ubiquitin-independent protein catabolic process
Cellular component (GO): cytosol; nucleus
Molecular function (GO): proteasome binding; peptidase activator activity
Source: RefSeq, a predicted model, not a curated record
AUGUCUCAUACAAAUUCGCCAAUGGAUAAACCAUUUGAGAAAGGCAUAGAGGCUGAUAAACCAUUUGAGAAAGGCAUAGAGGCUGAUAAACCAUUUGAGAAAGGCAUAGAGGCUGAUAAACCAUUUGAGAAAGGCAUAGAGGCUGAUAAACCAUUUGAGAAAGGCAUAGAGGCUGAUAAACCAUUUGAGAAAGGCAUAGAGGCUGACAAACCAUUUGAGAAAGGUAAAGAAGCAGAAUAUAGUAGGCAGAUCAAAAAAGGUCAAGGUCAAUCUCAGCAACAAGUUACGUCUCCUGUACCUUUGAGAUCCUCAAAUACGGGUUUAGUAUCGCCUCAAGCAAGACUUGCGCAAGAGCAAUUUGGGCAAUUUGGGCAAUUUGGGCAAUUUGGGCAAUUUUCUCAAUCGAUUGAAAAUGAUAGUUUGAGGUCCUUGACGCUGAGUACAUGGGGGUCAGUGCAACGACAUGUUACGGCACGACGUCCCUCGUACAAUACAAUCGUUAUCACAAGGGAACAAUUCUAUAACCUAGACUAUCCUAAUGAUCCAAAACUUCUAGCAAAAGCACAAUUGGACCCCAAUUCAAGAUUCUAUGCUAGGUCUAGACCAAGAACUUUGAAUUUGCCUUCAUUGCUCCCUUAUCAAAUGGAAAACCCUCAAGAGCAAGCAAAGUUUUUGAGCCAUAUUGUAUCGCAUUUGUAUAUUGCUAUAAAAUCUUUGGAUAUUCAAGGAUCGCUUUCCAUUAGCGCAAAGGACUUGGCUGCGUUGAAGGACUCAAUCUCAGACGUGGAGUUGGUAUUGGAGACUAAUCUAUUUGAAAUGAACAGUUUGGAUUCUCAUGAAGAGGAGCCAUUAACGGAAGAUUUUGAUUCAUCCGACGAAGAAACAAUCAUUGGUGAAACCCCAGAGGAGCAAGAAGGAGAAGCAGAUACAGAGGAAGAUGAAGAAGACGAAGAGGACGAAAACGAUAAGAACGCAACAGUGCAGCAUAAGAGAUCACCCAAAUCUGCAGCAGUAGUUGGUGUGCGUACAUGGACUCAUGAACUAUUGAUAUGGCUCAAGAUGAAGUAUGAUAUGCCAGUAAGUUUGAGAGUAAAUUUGGCCCGUGUAUAUUUUGCAUUAUGUCUCUGCAGAGGACAACAGAUUAACUUGAAAACAUAUGUGCGAGUUUUUGAGCUCCUUACUAACGAUCAGCGUUUUCUUUAUGAGCAAGGCUUGAGGUUACCUUGGGAAGGUCUUUGCAAAGAGUUGCAAUAUUUGUUCCCUACAGUCGACCCUACUACAAUGUUGUUUGAGAAAAAGGAUCAGAAACAGUUGGCAAAGUUGGCUUCUAAAGCAUCAUACUUUUUCGAUAAAACAUGCUUGUCAAAAAUAUACCUGCGAAUAGGAUGCAAUUUCUCCGUUUCAACUUCAGCAUUAACUGUUUCGUCACUCACAUUGUUACCUACCACUUUCACGUCAAAUGGCGCUAGCGAUGAAAACGAUAUUCGGUAUUACCUCAAUUCAUUUUUCUACAUGUGGAUCAAGUUGAACAAAACUAAAGGAUUUGAAGAGCAGGUAUCGUCAAGAUUGGGUAUUAUAGCCAUGGAAACAUUGAUAAAAAUGGAGGAGGAUCCAAACACGAGACAAAUUGUCAACUUGGGAAAUUUCGGGAUUUUUUCUCGCGAUCAAAUGGAGUUUGUAUUUAAUGAACUUAUUAAUAGCUUGGGUAUCAUGACUAAAAAAUAUGCAUCGAGAAAGUUGAAGUACUUUCACGGGUUUGCUUCUAUUAUAACUUUUUCGAUGGUUGGCGACAAGGCAUUGGAAGAUAAUGGAGUGAUUUAUUUUAUAAGAACAUUGGUGAAUGCUAUUGAGAGUUAUAUCCAUCCAUCCAAUUCUGGUGAGUGGACGCGAGCUAUUUCAAGACUAGUUCUUGCAAUCAUUUACCAAUAUCACAAGAGGUACAACAUGGAAAAUGAGAUUAAUGGCGGCCUUUUCAACAUCCCCAGUGAGAUAAAAUUGCUGAGGACAGUUACAAAAGCAUUUGUCAAGAUUCUACUUCCAGUGGUAAAAAUCGGGAUACAAUCAAAACGCGGUGAUGUUUCAGACGAUUACCUUUCGGCUUUACAGCUUUUGGCCUUUUUGGAACCAAAUUAUGUUUUGGAAAACACAUUAUUGGAUAUCUAUGAAUCAUUGGAAGGUGUGCUAUCAACCCACCGCGUGAUCAAUGCCCUACGCACAAUUGAUACCAUAUCAAGACAUUUGGUCUCGACACCAGUAUUCAGAGUUCAUGUAACAAGAGUGCUUCUGUUGGCUCUACCUGGUAUAGACUCAAAUGACUUGGAAAAAACUUUACAAACAUUGGAGGUUUUUGCGGCUUUAUCUAAUUACAUGCCCAUUUAUGAUAUAAGUGAUGAGUUUAUGGACACACUACCGGCGCUAGAAUUCACUGAGAAUCACCUUGAGUACUUGAGAAAGAAGCUUUAUGAAGGCAAUAUUGAGGAGUUUAUCGUAGACCCAGAAGAUGAGAUUAGGGCACUAAAGUCGUCUACUGCUGCUUUUGAAGAGCUAUACAAGGCGUUGGCUCAGAGGUUACCUCCACUUCUUGAAAACUUGCCUGAUCCUUCUAAAAGUUCAGGCUUAGAGAGGAGUUUAGCCUUGUCUUUACCGAGGUUUUUUUUUGUGAUAUUUGAGUCGAUGUCAGAUGACAUUUUUGCAAUUUUUAGAAAAGAAUUAUUUGAGUUUGUAUUUAAAAAUGUUCAUCACACAGUUGCUAGUUCAGUAGGUGAGUUAUGCGGUGGAAUGAUAAAGCGUGACCCAAAAUGCUACAAAAAAGAAGCUAGAUUGUUGAUGGACAAGAUUAGGGAGGAGAUUAACGAGAAUGGUGCGGGCGCCUCUCGAACUGGAGUUGACAUUGUCCCUCGUGAUCAAGCAUUGUUUUGGUACUUGACAAUAUUGAAAGAUUGCACAGGAAACGCGGGCUCGCAGUUGACAAGUAUGUCUAAAGAACUUAAAGAAUUUUCAUUCUUUUUAAUGGAACAUGUCAAAGGUCCAUGUGUUUUUGCUUCAACUUUCUUUGUGAAUCAAGUUCUUCAAACAGUUACCAAAAUCAGGAUGAAUGAGUGCCGGUUAAUAGCGCCUGAAGUUGAGAAAGAAAAAGGAGUAAACUUUGAGUGCUGGGGCGGGUUUUGGGACAAAAAGGAAAGAUUUCUGGAGCAAAAUACCAACUUUGACUGGUUUAUGCCUACCGAAAAUGAAAUUAAAUUUGCUUACGAAUUCUUCAACGAUCACGUGACAAAGUGCUUGAAAAAUGUUUUAAAUCUCAUCAAGGACUAUGAGAAUGAUCAGAUCAAGUCGUCACUAUUCCUACUUGAUGAAUUACGCAUGAACCUUUUGUACUUUGCAUACUCGUUGAGUGGAAUUUCCUAUUUGUUAGACCCUUCGUUUGCAGAAGAUAUUCCAAAUUUGAACCAUGAAACCGAGUCCAUUCAACAGCGGUUGUUACUUCUCAAGCGCGUAAAGGAAGUAUCUGGGGUCUCCACUCAAAAGGACGUUUUAUUUGAUGAAGAUGUGAGGGGAAAUAUGGAGCAGAUUAUGAAGGAUUUGAGAAGUGAGGAUCUUAUUGGUUACAUUGGCGAUUUCGAAAAGAUGUGUGAGAUUGUCAGCGACAAAACAUCUGAGGGGGGUGAACAGGAUACUAGAGAAGAUAAAGAGACAUCAAGAAAGGCGACACCAUCAGAAAAACCAAUCUUUAGACAUCCGGCCCCACGCAGACCCGAUCUUGCGAUUCAUGACUUUGACUCGCAUGGUCGAGAAACACCAAAGGUUGAAGGAAUUCACAUGUCUAGUAUGAAUCCUGCUAUUACCUUCAGAGAGCGAAGCUUAUACACAUCGAAUUAUUUUUUUGGAAACGAUGUCAAGUUUAAGAAGUCUCGGGACUUGUAUCUAAAAAUACACAAAACAAGACAUUUAAUUGGAAGGAGUUUACAUUUUAUUACCAAUUUUUUGAUAUCAAACUUUGAUGACAACACUAGAAUAUUCAAAAACCUUUUGUUUGCAAUAAAUGUUUGGAUCUCAGAUGUCGGAAGAGAAAGAGUAUUGGGGUCGUUUAGUAAUGCUGAGAUUGAUUACAAUUAUGUUCAGUAUCUUCAAACAGUCAAUAGGAUUCGAAAGCCGUAUACACGUAUAGCAAUUGCAACCAGAUUGGAAGCUUAUCAUCAAACUCGAGUAGCAUUGCAUGCGACAGCAAGAGCAGAGACUAAUUUGGAUAGAAUAUUGAUGGAGGAUGUAGUGAAGCUUUCUGCCUCAAACUACUCAAAUAUUGCCGGUAGUGCACAAAGAGUUUUACUAGAUGGCAUGAAAAGAUUGAGUGGCUCAUAUAGUCAUAUUAUCAAGACUGCUUUCAGAUGUCUCAACAAAGCUUUGGAAGCGGAUGACCAUAAGAAAACAGAAAAUACUUUGAAGGUUUUUGCUUUGAAGCGGAUCAAGGUCAAAUUACAAAAUGAUUACUUUAGUCUUCAAAAAUAUAUAGAUAUCCUUCAUCGCUGUUUGAAAAUUGACGAUACAAAAGUAUACAAACUUGCUCACAGCCUUUUCACUAGUGUUUGCAAGAGCGUGACUUUACCUAGCAGUGUGUGCAUAAUUGAUGAACAAAUGAUAGACAUCAUUAGACCCCCAGAUCAAUACAUCGAUUUAGAGAUCAAGGCCGUUAGAUUGGCCAAAGAGAAGAAAAGGAAGUUGUACUAUGACCGAUGGGAAAAAUUACAGGACAAGGCUAUUAGUGAAGAGCGCAAUAAUAAUACUCACUGGAAAAUCACGUUGCUGAACUUGGAAUUGUUGCUGAACUUACAGUCGUAUUUAGAGACCCCUGUGAGAACCGAAACUUUACAAAUUUUGUUUAACGAAGCUUCCAAAGAGCAUCCGAUCAUAUUGAGACAUGCAUUGCAUGGAAUAACUCGUAUCAUGACUAAGAUUAAUAUUCUUGACCGGUAUGGUUACGAUGUUCGCAAUUGUUACGACUUGGAUUUUCUUAGCAAAACAGAAAAAUUAGUGGACACAAAACCUCGCGGUAACCAGUCUUAUUUCAGCCGUUGGAUCCAAGAGCUUGCAAAUACCGAAAACCCUAGCUUCUAUGUUGAUGGUAAACCAAAUACGGGAUGGCUAUUUUGGGGAGACAACUUAAAGGUAGUGCGUUCGGAGCCCACAUAUAAAUUAGAGUUGAGCCCGGAAGAUCAUGCUGCAUUAUCAAAGUUUGGAAGUUUAAUAAAUAGAGAUUGGUUUUUGAAGAUUGUGAAGAUGUGGGUCUCGGAUGCCGAGAAUAGCAAUGCUUUUCAAAUGUCUGACGUUUUGAUUAUAGAGACGUUGGUUUUAUUGAUAUCAAAUGGCUUUACACCGAACUUUUCGUAUUCGGAUUUGUUGAGUUUGGUCGACGAUAUUUACGAAAGCGAUGAAAAAAGUGCUCAUAUUGGUACAUGUGAGGUUUUUGCCGGAGUACUAUUAGCUUCGAAAUCUACCGCUCCAAAAUACUGGGAUGAGCGUGAUAACUAUGUUUCCAAACGCUUGAAGAAGAUUUUGGAAAAUGACAUUUCCCCAGGUACGCAGAGUACGUGGUCUAUAUUUACCUUGUGGGUACCAGCACACGGGGAUUAUAGAAGAUUCCCAAAGGUGAUUGACGAGUUUUUGAAUUUCCAAGUAGAUCCCAAGUCAGACUCGGCGUUUAAAGAAUCUUCUCGAAUUGGUUAUAUUAGGACCAUUAUAGCAGCGUUAUCGUGGCGUUUAGUAGAUCCUGACAAGUUCUUGAAACUAUGUUUGGACAACAUAAACCACAAAUAUAAUGCAGUGAGAAAGGAAAUUGGGACGCUUAUGGCAAUGUUGUCGAUGAACUAUUAUGUUGAGUCGAUUGCGGAUAGUAAAACCUUUGUUGAAUAUUGCAACGAUAAUAACCGGAACUUUCAAGUUAGAGGAGGAUCAGAAGGCAAUAGUGGAAGAUUUUUGACUGAAAUUCCGAGACUAUUUGAGCACGUUGAGGCAGAACGGAAUGAAGUGGCUGGAUUACCCCCUCAGAGGAUUUUAGUUUCAGAUUACAUCAACACAGCUACUACAUUGUUAUACUGGCUCAAACAAGAGGUGAAUACAAACUCCAGCAUAUUACUUCAGGAAUUUAUUCCAAGUUAUAUUGUUCCGUUUUUACUUGAACUUAUCAAUAUGAAAGAAGUGUGCCAGCUAGGUAACAUUGAUCCAAUCACUGCUUUCAAAAAAGUGUCUCAAAUAUCAUAUACCAAGGAGUAUCUUGGGGAUAUCGUAGCAAUGUUGGAUAAGUACACUAAACUGGACUUAAACUUGGUGCAAACCAUUGUUGUGGGAGAGUUUACAGAAACGAUUUUUUUUAGAAACUUGUUUAAGUUGUCCAAGGCGCAACGUGAGAAAAUCGUGGAGAUUACAGGUUCUCUAUUGUAUCACAAAAACAUUGAAGUCAGAGAAGCAGAAGCGGCAACGUUAUCUGGUUUAAUACACAUGUUGCCCUUAGAAGAAGUUGAACUGGUUGUUAAGAGAUUUAUUGAUUUGUAUACAAAACAAUUGGAUCAGCUUCGAAGUGUAUAUAAAAAGAAGAAGGGAAAUUUCAAGAACAUGACACAGGGAGAUGUGAUUAUAUUGCAUGGAGCCACAUUGGGUUUGGGAUCUCUUGUCCAUGCGUUCCCCUUUGCAUCACCGCCUCCAAGCUGGGUUCCAGCAGUUUUAACAACUUUGGCAAAUAAAGCAACUGGUCUUCCUGGAGUAGUUGGAAAAACCGCUAAAGAAAUACUUGGCAAGUUCAAAAAAGACAGACAGGAUACAUGGCACGUGGACAGCAAGAUAUUCCAACCAGAGCAAAUGCAAGAUCUCGAAGGAGUACUUUGGAGAAGUUACUUUAUUUAG